CCCGGCCCGCCCCGCCCUUCCCUUCUUUGCCCUCCGGUCCCGGGCGGGUCCUGGGGGAGAGCGUGACUCUCCACACGCAUUGGGAAGCGUCCUCUUGGAGUGAAGGGGAAGGAAGAGCCCAGGCCCGAGCCCCGCGGGCAGGCUGCCAUCUGAGCAGGCCCUGGGCCAAGGACAGGCCAGAGUCCAUUCCGGGGUUCCUUGACUGUCAUGGCCAUUUCAGGUUUAGAGGGAGGAGAACCCCGAUUAUUAGCGCCUAAAAAUUUGCCCUGCUUGCGGUUAAGUUUGUUUCUGAGACUUGGAGGUGACCUGACUCGGUCACCCUUCCCCUUUAUUUUGGUGGUGGAGAGGUAUCGAGAAACACCUGCGGCUGUGAAAGCAGACUGUCCACUUCCGGGGCCUCUCCCAGGAGAAAGUCAUCAAUAGUGGGUGCGACCAGAGAAGGCCAUCCCCCCGACCACCCACCACCACAGCAAACUGAGAAAGUGUUGGCUUAGGGAAGAGCAGGUGAAGGCACCAGAACUCAAGUGAUCCCUUUGGGAAAUCCUGGGGCAGUGAUGUAAAAGAAAGAUAAAGAGGUCAGGUGGAGACGUCCCUGGGCUAAUGAUGGUGAAGAAACUGCUAUACAAAGAAGUUAAAUAGCUAUCUCAAAGGUCAUAUAAUGUCACAUCUGAAGACAAGCAUGGAGGAUGAGGACUCAGCUAAAAAGAAUGAAAACAAUUCAAGUGCAGACUCUCAGUGCCCAAAUGUGGAAAUUUUUCACAAGGAUCAUAUGCAGAAUUCUAAUAUUGAUGACACUUUUGGUUGGGUAGAGAAGCAGUUGGAAAGACCUAAAUGGAAAAUAAUGAAGGAAGACAAAAGUAGCAUCAGAGAAAAGAUUGACAAACCUAAGAACACAGCAAAUAUAAAAAUAGAACAGGAUAACGAGACAUCUGAGAAAAGUUUCUACUCAAGUACAGAUACCAUGCACCAGACCGUCCCCACGGAACCAAAAUGUACUGAACAAGGUGAACACACAGAGAAUGUUAAUGGAAGCUUACACCCUACUCCACAGCAGAAUUCUGCUGCUGAUAAGAAAUCACAUAAGUGUGAUGAGUGUGGAAAAUCCUUCAAGUACAAUUCUCGUCUUGUACAACAUAAAAUCAUGCACACUGGAGAAAAGCGCUAUGAGUGUGACGACUGUAGGGGAACUUUUCGGAGCAGCUCCAGCCUUCGAGUCCAUAAGCGCAUUCAUACUGGGGAGAAGCCCUAUAAGUGUGAUGAGUGUGGCAAGGCCUACAUGUCCUACUCUAGCCUCAUAAACCAUAAAAGCACCCAUUCUGGGGAGAAGAACUGCAAAUGUGAUGAAUGUGGAAAGUCCUUCAAUUAUAGUUCUGUUCUGGACCAGCAUAAAAGGAUCCACACCGGAGAGAAGCCCUAUGAAUGUGGGGAGUGUGGAAAGGCCUUCAGGAACAGUUCUGGUUUGAGAGUCCACAAAAGAAUCCACACAGGGGAGAAGCCCUAUGAAUGUGAUAUCUGUGGGAAAACCUUCAGUAAUAGUUCAGGCCUGAGGGUCCACAAAAGGAUCCACACAGGUGAAAAGCCCUAUGAAUGUGAUGAAUGUGGGAAGGCAUUCAUUACUUGCAGAACACUCCUAAAUCAUAAAAGCAUCCACUUUGGUGAUAAACCUUAUAAAUGUGAUGAGUGUGAGAAAUCUUUUAAUUAUAGCUCUCUCCUCAUUCAGCAUAAAGUCAUCCACACUGGUGAGAAACCUUAUGAAUGUGAUGAAUGUGGGAAGGCCUUCAGGAACAGCUCAGGCCUUAUAGUGCAUAAAAGGAUCCACACAGGAGAAAAACCUUACAAGUGUGAUAUCUGUGGCAAAGCAUUCAGCUAUAGUUCAGGCCUUGCAGUCCAUAAAAGCAUUCAUCCUGGCAAGAAAGCCCAUGAAUGUAAAGACUGUGGCAAGUCCUUUAGUUAUAACUCACUUCUUCUUCAGCAUAAGACCAUUCAUACUGGAGAGAGACCUUAUGUAUGCGAUGUGUGUGGCAAAACGUUCAGGAACAAUUCAGGUCUCAAAGUCCAUCGGAGGCUCCAUACUGGGGAAAAACCAUAUAAGUGUGAUGUGUGCGGGAAAGCCUAUAUCUCACGCUCAAGCCUUAAAAAUCACAAAGGAAUCCACCUGGGGGAGAAGCCCUACAAAUGCAGCUAUUGUGAGAAAUCUUUCAACUACAGUUCUGCCCUUGAACAGCAUAAAAGGAUUCAUACAAGGGAGAAACCCUUUGGGUGUGAUGAGUGUGGAAAAGCCUUCAGAAACAAUUCAGGCCUUAAAGUACAUAAACGAAUUCACACAGGGGAGAGACCUUACAAAUGUGAAGAAUGUGGAAAAGCCUACAUCUCACUCUCAAGCCUUAUAAAUCAUAAAAGUGUACACCCUGGGGAGAAGCCCUUUAAGUGUGAUGAGUGUGAGAAAGCCUUCAUCACAUACCGAACCCUUCUAAACCACAAAAAAAUUCAUCUUGGAGAAAAGCCCUAUAAAUGCGAUGUGUGUGAGAAAUCAUUUAACUACACCUCACUCCUUUCUCAACACAAAAGAGUUCAUACUAGAGAGAAGCCCUUUGAAUGUGACAGGUGUGAGAAGGUCUUCAGAAACAACUCAAGCCUUAAAGUGCAUAAAAGAAUACACACUGGGGAGAAGCCCUAUGAGUGUGACAUAUGUGGAAAAGCCUACAUCUCACACUCAAGCCUUAUUAACCAUAAAAGUACACACCCUGGCAAGACGCCCUAUACAUGUGAUGAAUGCGGAAAAGCAUUUUUCUCAAGCAGAACUCUCAUAAGCCAUAAGAGAGUCCAUCUUGGGGAAAAACCCUUCAAGUGUGUUGAGUGUGGGAAAUCAUUUAGCUACAGCUCACUUCUUUCCCAACACAAGAGGAUCCACACAGGGGAGAAACCUUAUAUAUGUGACUGGUGUGGGAAGGCCUUCAGGAACAGCUCAGGCCUCACGGUACAUAAAAGGAUCCACACAGGGGAAAAACCCUAUGGAUGUGAUGAAUGUGAAAAGGCAUACAUUUCACACUCAAGUCUUAUCAAUCAUAAAAGUGUCCACCGUGGAAAGCAGCCCUAUAAUUGUGAGUGUGGGAAAUCUUUCAAUUACAGAUCUGUCCUUGACCAACACAAAAGGAUCCACACUGGAAAGAAGCCAUAUCGAUGUAAUGAUUGUGGGAAGGCAUUUAAUAUCAGAUCAAACCUUACCAAGCACAAAAGAAUCCAUACAGGGGAGGAAUCUUUAAAUAUGGCAAAUAUGGAAAGUCACAGUGGCACAUUCCAGAAGAGGAUCUACUAUGAGGGAGGGAAUGCUCUGGAUGGGACCAGGAUGCAGAUGCCUAUGUGGGAGGCAGAGCCUGCCAAGUCUCAAAGGAAUCAAAUAGAAGAAAAACUUUAUGAAUGUAAGAAUUUCUGAGGUCUUUAGUCAUGGCUUAUAAUAAUCAUAGUGUGAGUGAAAGAAUUCUGAGUGAUCAUGAGCAAUUCCACAUGAUUCAGUCAUAGCAGGAACAGUUCUAGUGUCACAAUAGUUGAGCCCUUUAGGAAUAUAAAAUACCACUGGAUAUAAAACCUUUCAAAGUGAUGGAACUCUUAAAAAAUGUAGUCUGGACAUAGAACAUAAAGAUAAAGGUCUCUAGUUAGAAAUCUUAUUCACCACUACAAAGAUCCUAUUUGGAUAAAUAAGUGAAUAAGAAUGUAGAAAGUUGGUAUAAUUUUGACCUCUAUACUUUGGUCAGUGGAAAAAAGAUCCAAGAAGGGCCUCUAAUAGGCAAAUUCAGGGAGAGGAUGGUUUCAGGGAAUAUCAGUUUAUUAGUAGUCAUGAAAUUAUAGACUUAACAAUAAUGGUUUGUGGUAGGAAGAUCACAACUUCUGAAACAAUUUAGAUGUCUUAGGAAAAGAAAAGGCAUAGUCAAAUCUGUGACAUAAUCACUUUAAAAUGCAUAUUAGUUGGAGUAUACUAUUAUACUAACUGAACUAGUAAGACUGUAGAGUUUCAAAUCAAUUCCCUUAAUAUGUAAUAGAGAUAAUAAAUGAUGACCUGGGAGGUGGCAUUCACAUAUACUGAGAGAACGGAAGGAUUUCAGUAUCUUCAGUUAAGUAAGGGAACACAUCUUCAACAUGAAUUUGCACCUUACAGGAAAAAUUCAGGGACUCCUAUGAAUUAAAAAAAAUGUCUCAAAGGAAGGCAUUUUAUUACAAGAGCUAAAUAAGUACCAGUAAUUAAGAAGAAAUUCAUGUCUUAAAAACAAUAUUGUUUCAGAAAGUGUAAAAAUUUUAUGUACUACAUACAUGUGUAUAUUGUCUGUUGUAAAAUAUGAAUAUGUUCAAAACUCACUUUGCCAUAAAGGCUGAAUAGUUAUGGCAAUGUAAGGGGGGGUAUAAUAAAUGCCUCAAAUGUAAAUAGGCUGUGACUUAUUUUAGAUGGACAAAUAUAGAGAGCCAUUUGUGUGUUCCCUUGUAAGUAGUACAGAAUCUAAGCCAAAGAAGCUUCUGUCUUAUCUGUGAAUAUUCAUCUACUAAACUAGUAUCUUAGAACUCACCAGAAGUUAGAUCAUACUUAUCUCAGGGGAAAAUAGAUACAUUUUUGAAGAUAAUGCAAAUCUUCUGGGUAAGCAAUCUGAUUGUGAUAUUAGUCCGGAUUAUAAUUUGUUAGAGUGGAUAGGCUAUGUGAGUGAUCAGUCACCAUACAAUUCAUUAGGAACAGAACUUAAUAUAAAAUAUUAGUAACUAUAGCAGUAAAGACUAGGCAUUUCAAUAGUAAAAGCAGAUUCUUCUGAGUUGAGCUCCACCCAUAGUAAUUGGAGAAGUUAUCAGUACCAGGUGAACUCUCAGUUUGUUCUGACUUCAGGACCUACAAUCAUUACAAAAGACAAUCUCUAGCCAUAUCCAUCACUUUGAGGAUUCCAGUCUCUAAUUAAUAAUUCCCAUGUCUCCCUCUGGGAACACUACAGAGUACUUUGUUUCUGUUUCCAAAUUCCCACCAGUAGGUUUUGACACAUGAGGUGAAAAAAGGGAGAAUACAAUUUUGCCACUCAAUUCUGCAGUAGAAUGUCCAUACUUGGACUAUUAUACUACAUGAGAUACUGGUUAAUUUGAUCCUAUCUGUACAUAUAGUUUACUCAGCAAAUAUUUGUGGAGAAUCUGCUAGGUACAAACUACUGUCCUGGGCCCUAGGUAUUGAAAGAUGGGAGCAAGAAUUAGUUAAGACUAUGAGCAAAGUCACACUAAUACACACACACCUAAGUGUUAAAAGAGAAAAUCAGCCAACCCGGAAAAGAGGUGUGGAUAUUGGGUUAUUCUGAGGAGUAGGAAUUAGACCAUCCUGAAUAAAGACAUCAGAACAGUUCAGUAAUCGUCCUGAGUGGCUGUUUUGUGGUGAGCAGAAAGACCACAGACUAUCCAUUCCCAGUAGCCAUUGAGGAAAGGGGUUGCAUUUGCUAAAGACUACUUCUAGCUUAUUAGACAAUCCUGAGGUUUCCAUGUGCCCUAUACCCAAAGCAGCUAGUGGCUUGAAUCCUAUUCCCUUCACACUCGUGUCUCCCCAUGUAAGCUCCAACUGGAUCUAUGGCACUGCUUAGUUUCAGGGAUGACAAAAGUAAAAAUGUUGAAGCUGGCCACCUUAUAGAAAAGAUUGUGAACCCUGUGAUACUGUGGAUCAGACAAAAUGAAUUUUUGCAUAUUUUGCAAAUUCUACCAGUGAGGUACAUCUCUGGCUCUGUGGUCACUUUAAAAAUUAUAUAUAAUAUAUAUUUAAUUAUGUGUGGGGCUGUGUGCUUGCGAAUUUGUGUCUGAGGAAGCUGGAAGAAUCAGCUGGAGCUAGAGUUCUAGGUAGUUGUAAUCUGACCUGAUAAUGGAUGCUGGGAGCCCAAUUUGCAUUUGAGAGCAGUACUUUUAACUGCUAAGACCUCUCUUUAGCCUCCUUUUAGAUUGGUAUCUUGAUUACCCCAGUGUACUGCAUGCUGGGGACAACUACUACAACCUCCAUAGAUUCAGAGACAAGACAUAAAUAGUGGCUAGUGGCUUUUUGGCUUGGCCUUGAAUAUUAUAUCUAGGGUGAGAUAAAUUCAGCUUAACUCAGAUGUGUAUGGGUCUCCUGGUUGUUCCAUAAUGGACACCAUGCUGCAGAUUCAAUGAGUUUAUGUGACUUAGCCUGCUUGGACCAGUCUAUGGAUAUGAAGAGAUUAGUGAUCAUCUUUGCUUUUUUCUAGUAAAUGAUACACAAGAAGACAAAAAGCAAAAACCUUAACUUGUAAGUGAAUCAAAAUACAUUUUUAAAGUUAGCAAGGUAAGAGAGAAUUGGCAUGGUGAAAAGUAAACUGGAAUAUGGAAGACCUGUGGCCUAAAAUGCUUUUCUCUAGGAAUAUGGUCAAGAUGUUUAUAAAGUCACAUAUGCAUAGGAGGUGUCAUAGACAAGUGUUAAUAGGCUAAAGAUAAAGUUUAAAAUCUGAGAUGAAAAACCUCAAUGUAAACUAACAUUCUGGUUUUGGUAAAGAUGGGCUACAAUAUUUAGGUAUUUCCCACUGAAAAUGAAAAUCUGUUUUUUAAAAGCA
Messenger RNA from Rattus rattus (black rat), 6566 nucleotides. It is a transcript of the gene Zfp62, whose product is annotated as ZFP62 zinc finger protein. The coding region runs from base 659 to 3433 and encodes 924 amino acids. The record is from RefSeq and is a predicted model, not a curated record. Lineage: Eukaryota; Metazoa; Chordata; Mammalia; Rodentia; Muridae. The transcript is spliced from 3 exons. Gene Ontology annotation, biological process: regulation of transcription by RNA polymerase II. Gene Ontology annotation, molecular function: RNA polymerase II cis-regulatory region sequence-specific DNA binding; DNA-binding transcription factor activity, RNA polymerase II-specific.